AAACUGCUGAGAGGGAGGGGAGGAGAGUGGACUCCCCCCGCCCCCACGGGGCUCACGGCCGCCUUUCCAGAACUGUCUGAGGGGUGGGCUGGCCUGGCCUCUGGGCGAGGGUUUUCCUGCGGUUGCCUCGGAGGAGCCUCUUCCGAGCCCCGCGUCCUGGGCGGUGGCGCUGCCUUUAAUGAAGGGCCUCCCAGCACGGCCCUCAGGGCCGGUCCGGGCUGCCGGUGCCGCUGGAAGAUGAGCUGAUGCCCCGACGUUCCGGGUUCGGGCCCAGAGAGGCCCCCGACCGCCAUGUCCAGGUAAAGCAGAGGGGCUCAGUGCUGAACAUGCUAAGGAGGCUGGACAGGAUCAGGUUCAGAGGCCACAAGAGAGACGACUUCCUCGACCUAGCGGAGUCUCCAAAUGCCUCGGACACCGAAUGCGGGGACGAAAUACCCCUGAAGAUACCUCGGACCUCGCCCCGGGACAGCGAGGAGCUGAGGGACCCUGCUGGUCCAGGCACCCUCGUCAUGGCCUCAGGAGUCCAGGACUUUAACAGGACAGAGUUUGAUCGGUUGAAUGAGAUCAAAGGCCACCUGGAAAUCGCUUUGCUGGAAAAGCACUUCUUACCCUCGGGGACGGUGCAGCCUGGACCAAGUGGGUGGCCGGCCAGCUCGUCGUGGGUGACUGCCACAGGAAAUGCCAUAUGUGGCUCUUGCCCCCAGGAGGAGCUCCGGAAGCUGCGAGAAGAAACCAACGCCGAGAUGCUGCGGCAGGAGCUGGACCGGGAGCGGCAGCGGCGGAUGGAGCUGGAGCAGAAGGUCCAGGAAGUGCUGAAGGCCAGAACCGAGGAGCCGCCGGCGCAGCCUCCGAGAGGGCAGGCCCAGGUCAAUAACGGAGCAGACCGAUGGAGCCAGGGGCUGUGCCCCCGUGUCCAGAAGUGGUUCUACGAGAAAUUCGGGGAGUACGUGGAAGACUUCCGGUUUCAGCCCGAGGAGAGCACGGUGGAGACAGAGGAGCCCCUGAGCGCCCGGAGGUUGACCGAGAACAUGAGGAGACUCAAGCGCGGCGCCAAGCCCGUCACCAGCUUUGUGAAGAACCUCUCUGCCUUAUCCGACUGGUACUCCGUCUACACGUCCGCCAUCGCCUUCACUGUGUACAUGAACGCCGUGUGGCACGGCUGGGCCGUCCCUAUGUUCUUGUUCCUGGCCAUUCUGAGGUUAUCCCUCAAUUACCUCAUAGCCAGGGGCUGGAGGAUACAGUGGAGCAUCGUGCCCGAGGUGUCUGAAGUGGUGGAGCCUCCAAAGGAAGACCUGACUGUGUCUGAGAAGUUCCAGCUCGUGCUGGACGUCGCCCAGAAAGCCCAGAACCUCUUUGGGAAGAUGGCUGACAUCCUGGAGAAGAUCAAGAACCUGUUCACGUGGGUCCAGCCUGAGGUCACGCGGAAGCUGUACAUCGCGCUGUGGGCCGCCUUCCUGGCCUCCUGCUUCUUCCCCUACCGCCUGGUGGGGCUGGCCGUGGGGCUCUACGCCGGAAUCAAGUUCUUCCUCAUCGACUUCAUCUUCAAACGCUGCCCGCGGCUGCGAGCCAAGUACGACACCCCCUACAUCAUCUGGAAGAGCCUCCCCACGGACCCCCAGCUCAAGGAGCGCUCCAGCGCCCCCGCCUCGCGCAGGCUGCAGACGGCGGCCUCGCGGAGCUACGUGUCCAGCGCGCCCGCCGGCCUGAGCAAGGACGAGGACGCCGGCCGCGUCCAUGGCGCCAAGAAGGGCAAUUUCCACGAAAUCUUUAACCUGACAGAAAACGAGCGUCCGCUGGCAGUGUGUGAGAACGGCUGGCGCUGCUGCCUGAUAAACAGAGACCGGAAGAUGCCGACCGACUACAUCCGGAACGGGGUUCUGUACGUGACGGAGAACUACCUGUGCUUCGAGAGCUCCAAGUCCGGCUCCUCCAAGCGGAACAAGGUCAUCAGGCUGCUGGACAUCACCGACAUCCAGAAGUACAAGGUCCUCUCGGUCCUCCCGGGGUCCGGCAUGGGGAUCGCCGUGUCCACACCAUCGACCCAGAAACCGCUGGUGUUCGGUGCCAUGGUGCACAGGGACGAGGCCUUCGAGACCAUCUUCAGCCAGUACCUGAAGAUCACGGCGGCCGCGGCAUCUGGCAGCGACAGCUAGUGUUGACUCGCCGGCUCGUCGCUGCAAGCGUUUCCUUUUCUUUUAACGAUUUGGUAGCGGGAAAAACGGGACCUUCUCUUGAUCUUUUGCAAUAAUCCCCUGAUCUGUGGUUCCUGUCGUGUUGACCCCAGCGCAGGGCUCGGGGCUCUCGCGGGCACGUCUCGUGGACACGGAGAGCAGAGGCUGCUCGGAGGCUCCCGGGAGGGACGGCCCGCAGGACAGACGCCGCUCAGCACGGCUGCCCCCUCGGUCCCCCCUGGGCGGAGACCGGCCGGCCGGCUUCCCACCAAAGCCAUACCGAGGAGCACACACGGUCCCCCCGCUCCGAGGGGCGGGAUGGACGAGGGCCGCGGAGGCCCGACCCCUCCGGCCACACAGAUGGGCCGGCCCUUCAGGGAGACCCGCGAGCAUGUCCCAGGAGCGUGACAUGGACCAGCCGGCAGGCGGCCUGUGGUGGGCAUUUACGUUAGGAGGAUGCAGAGUGCCCGGGGAUGGGGCGGGGGAUGUGCCCCUUUCAAACCCAUCGCUCCGUGGAAGGGCCCAGAACCUCUGCCCCGGGGCACUCCAGGCUGAGUGCUGGGCUUGGUGAAGGGGUCUCUUGGGCUGGGAGUGGGAACAGACAAGAGUGCCCGGCCCACGGGGGCCCAGGCUGGCGGAUGGCCUGCCUGUGUGGGCCAGGCUGGGACGCUUGGGUCACCAGGCUCUGGGUGGGGGGGUGACCACCCCUGGCACCUGCACACGCACGGGGGAGCAGGCUUACGCCCUCGCCGCCCAGGAAGCGAAGCCCUAGCCCUCGAGGAGGCCAGAGCGGGUGUCUGGCCGGCCGUUCCUCCUAGGAUGGCCCUGAAAAGUGUGGCGUGGGGACAGGCCGGGGCCCCGGGAAGGAUGCACGGGGGAGCCCCCCCCGCUCCGCACUCCCUGGGGCACCUCUGGUUCCUCAGCUUGUCCUUUGGGGUCACCGAGAUUGUUUUUUGAAGAAAAAGAAGAUUCUAUUUUUUACAGAGAGCAAGCUGUUUUUCUUAUUUUUGUAUCAUUUUUCAGAUGUAAUUUUUACCUUUGCUCUGAUCCUAAUUUGCUGGUCAGGGGAGAGGUUCGGGGGCCUUGCUCUCGUCACCCCUUCGUAGAGGGGCAUGGGGCAGGGAGCCAUGCCCACAGCUGGUUGAAGCACAGGCCGCCCGGUCGGUGGGGCCCCAGGGCCCCGAGGUGCCUGCCUGGCUCCAGCCACACUGGCACUGAUGUUCGUGUGCCCGUGAAGGUGGACCUUUCCUGGCGGGGCCCACGGUCAGCAGGUGGGACGUGCGGGGGGGGGCGGCUUCAUACCCAGCAGGGCCUCGUCGGUGCCCGAGGCCCCUGCUGACCGCAGGGCGAUCCCUGGGGGUGCUGCUCAGACCCCGUUCCCCAGGGCUGCUGAGGGGUCAACGCGAGUCUCCGUUAGCACGAUGGGACUGUCCCCAAGCACAGGGGUGGGACUGCAGGGGACGGGCCUGCCUCUCGGAGCAGCGUGGUUGAGUUUGAGUCCCUGCUGAGGAGAAAGGGAAUGAAAACUGACCACGUGCUGGGGGUGCCGGGGGCGCGGCGCGGCCACCGUCCCCAGCUGCUCAGGGACCGGUGGCGGGUCCUUGGCGAGGACGAGCAGACCUGAGCAGCACUGGGCUUCCGUCGGAGAGAACCUGUAGUUUUUAUUGAACUGUGUCAAUCUGGGCAGAUGUUUAAUUUCUGCUACUAAUCACUGAACUAGAAUGAAUGUUAAAUUUUUUAUGUCUGAAGCUUGAGUCUAUUUUGAAUCUGUAAAUAAUCGUUACUGGUGUAACUUUUGUUCCACGAAAGGAUUGUACUGUAUGAAGAACUGAUGAAAAAAAUCCCCCUGUAACAUUUUUUUAAGAAAACCUUGUUUAAAGAAAAAGUCUUGUAUAAA
Molecule: messenger RNA, 4068 nt
Organism: Sus scrofa (pig)
Lineage: Eukaryota; Metazoa; Chordata; Mammalia; Artiodactyla; Suidae
Source: RefSeq, a predicted model, not a curated record